AUGGAAAACAGCAAGAGUCGAUCCUCGAGCCCAGCUCUACCUAGAGAGAAUGUUUCCCCAAGCAGCUCUGGCCAAAUUGAAACACUCACAGAAGAGCAGCACGCCCUCAUUAACAGCAUUGGCAACAAACAACUAGCGAGCCGUCUCCAUAAGCGCACAUUGAAGAUCUUCACGAGGGAAGAGCGGUUGGACGCUAUUGAGUUCUACCGGACACACGUGCAUAUCAACCCUCAGACAGGCGAAGAACACAACAUUUCGGUUGCCAGCGCGUCCGAGGUACUUCAUAUCAGUACAUCUACGUUGGAGAAGUGGAUUAACGAGGAAACAAAGAUCACAGCUAUGAAAUGUGGAAACUCCAGAGACGAUGGUGGAAGAUAUUUGUCCGCGGCCCCCAUGUCUGAGCGGUUCGCAUCCGGACAUUAUCCCUUCCUUAGGCUAACACCAGAGCAACUCUCAGCCAAGAAAUACAUACAGGGAAAAGAUCUUUACAAGGUGCAUCCCAUUACCCAUCCGGUGCCGUUCAUAAGCAUCGAAGGCGGGCGUCGUGGCAAGAUUAAAAGCUUCGCAGAUGCGUAUAAAUUUCUCGGGCAAGCAGAGGGCACUUCACAUCCCGGGCAUCCUCGUGAACCUGGCUUAGGUUCGGAGAUACGGUUGCGACAGCCUAUUAACGAGGCUGCUGCUCCCCCGUGUCUCGAAAGUUCAUCAGGGCAUAGCCUAAAGUAUGAGAACCCAACGAUACAGAAGGUUAACUCUCUUUUAUAUCACCUUGCGCCCGACUAUAGUCUCCGGCAACCUGGUCUAGGAAGGUGUACACCGUGCUAUAAAGAAUUGGGGGCCUGUGUUAGUGUUAUAUGCGAGCAUUUGGUCACUGCCAGUGAUAAACUUGAGUCUGCCAUUCCGGUCCGAAUCGGUUUCGACUACGAUGAGCCCUUCGAAGGUGCGCCUCCACAUUGGGCCAUAAAACUACUGCACAGGACAAAGUUCAAUAUUCUGUUACCUCUGUCGCUCUGCCUGAGGGGUUCGGUCAAGCAGGAAGUAGUCCCAGACACACUCUUGCUCCAAGGUUGGACGACAGAUUACGAGAUCCUGAAGUGCAGGACGCGAAAGCGACAAAGAAAUGAGGACAGAGAACACGCAAUCAGGUACUCACAAGAGUUCUACCGGAAGUCUGAGCCUAUUUUUGAAAAGUUUAGGCUGGUCCCAGUGCUGUAUAUCGAAGACAUCGAGAUGCUCUUCUUGAAAUCGCAAUCCUGGAGACCUCGUCGAUUCUCCCCAACAUGGACACUUUAUAGCACCGUUCUACAUUCCAGCUAUCGUUCAGGAGACACCUUGACUCCGAUAUACGGGAAAUACACAGAUAUUGGAUUAAUUGUCGAUGCGAUUGUCACAAAAGCGCCACAAGUGUCUUUCUCCGCUCCGGCAGUACGGCCAUUUCAGCUUGUUUCACUGGAUCACUUUUCUCUUAUUCCCCAGGUCUCUGAAAACACAGUGUUGUCUCAAUUCUCUAAACACUUAGAGAUUUCUGACACACCUCCAAGCGGGGAAUUGAAACUUGAAUAUAUCGAGGAAACACUUGCGCAAGAUGCCCAAACGACCUGCAAGCGCGAAUUCCGUAAGAAGCUCGUGCAUGCAUUGAAACUUAGUGUUCGAAAGAGCCUCGAGCACAUUAAUGGCAAGAAAAGGUGUCUGUACUAUACUUGCCCAGAAUCACAGGAGGCUCCGGUAUCCUACUACUGUCGUCACCAUUCCGAGGCGCUUGUCAACUAUGUGAUGGAUCCUGUCGAGCCACUAGAUCAACUAGCUUACCACGUCCAAAAGCGGGAGGUAAAUAUCACGGACGAGACUCAAGACAGCUUACGGCAACUGAAAAUAUUGCACGAAAGACCUGAAAAAACUUGGAUUCUUGAUUUCGAGUACAUAUCGUUGCCGAAGAGGUAUUCGCCCAUUCCACUGCAGCUUGCAAUCAGACAAUUGGACGGAAAGCUGCUAUAUCAAGGGAAUAUUGACUACGGUCUGUCCAUGAAGGAGUUUAUGGAUGCGACAUCCUCGUAUGUAUCAGCUAAGCACGGAAUGAUGGGAACUCUUUUCCUAAGGUGCUAUGGUGGCCUCAAUACCAACGGAGAGACGUCACAUCAGGUUAGGGACCAGAUCAUCACAGUGUGCGGUUACAAUCCAAAGGAUACUAAGAUAUUAUCUUGGUUUGCGGCCCAAGACAUGCAGUGUUUCCUCCGGAUCUUGGCAGGGGGUAAUGAGUUAGUCCAGGAGAAGGUGUCUCACGAGGGCCACGAUAAUUUCCAGACAAUCAACAUCGGACUUCUUUGCCGAAAGCUGUUCCCUGGUCUCCCCUCAACAACCCUUCAGUCAGUGCACGAAUUCAUGGGCGCAAGCGAAGGGUAUUGCGGAGAAUACCAUACUGCGGUAUAUGACACGAAAGCGAUGGCAGCAAUAGUGAAGGCUCUUGUGCAGUUAUUGUAA
Messenger RNA from Aspergillus bombycis, 2475 nucleotides. RefSeq lists its product as uncharacterized. NCBI's taxonomy places the organism in Eukaryota, Fungi, Ascomycota, Eurotiomycetes, Eurotiales, Aspergillaceae. The coding region runs from base 1 to 2475 and encodes 824 amino acids. The record is from RefSeq and is a predicted model, not a curated record. The transcript has 3 exons.